AUUAAUAUAUAUUUAAUGAUUUUAUCAAUAUGUAUUCAAAUUCAAUCUAAUUAGUUUUAUAAUAUUUUGCAUAAUAUACUGUAACUAUAAAAUAAAAAUUAAAUUGUUAAUGAUAUUAUCUAUCAUAGCACGUGUUGUGCUAUGUAUUAAAAUGUUUAAUUUUUAUAAAAUACACAAUAUUGCAUAUAAUAUAAUGUACUUUAGAUAUACGAGUAAUGUAUUAAAAAAAUUACGAUGUUUUUACGACAAUGUAUUAGACUAGAAUGAGGUUAUCUUAGUGUAUGUUUAUUAAUAUAGAUAUAUUUCCUCGACUAUUGUCUUAUUUUGGAUUAACAUUUAAAUUAGAAUUUUCUGCGAUUUGAAACAUGGAGGUUAAUGUUGAUGAUGUUGUUAUGCCAGGGGAUAUUGUAAAAGAUAUUUUUAAAAAUGAUGUAAAAGAAACAGUUGUAUUGGGACCUGGACUUCGACGUGAAGCUGACACAGUUUUUAUUUGUAAAGCUGGUAUUCUGAAAAAACGAUCUCCUGCUGUAUAUUAUGUAAACAAUUAUCAAAAACGUUAUGUACCUACUCGAGGAGAAAAUGUUAUUGGUAUUGUCAUCCAAAAAGUAGGAGAUAUAUUUAAAGUAGAUAUAGGUGCAAAAGAGAGCGCAGCUCUUUCCUAUUUGGCAUUCGAAGGUGCUACAAAGAAAAAUCGUCCGGACAUCCAAGUUGGAGAUAUUGUGUUUGCAAAAUUACUUGUAGCUAUCAAAGAUAUGGAGCCAGAACUUGUAUGCGUUGAUUCUCAAGGAAAACAAAAAAAAUUAGGUGUUUUAAGUUCAGACGGUAUGCUAUUUACUUGCACCUUAAAUCUCGUAAGGAAACUGCUUAAUCCAGACUGUCCAUUAUUUAAUUUUCUUGCAAAAAACCAAACAUACGAAGUUGCCAUUGGUAUGAAUGGAAAGGUAUGGAUUAAAACAAAGUCGGUACAUAUAACUAUCGCAAUUGCUAAUGCAAUUCUAGCAGCGGAGUAUAUAUCUCCAGAAAAGAUGCAAGAUCUAUGCAACUCAAUUGAAAAAACAUUACUUAUGUUAACAUAAUAAAUAAAAUUAAUAUAAUUAAUAAAUACAAUCGAAAUACACAAUAAUUAUGAAUGAUUAUUUAUUGUAUAUUUAUAAUGAUUUUUAUAAAUAAAGUAGCAUGACUUUAUAGUGAUUAUAAUGACAGUCAUCAUCACAAAAUGUAAAAUGGAAACUACAAGUAGUAGAUGUAAUUCCAAUUAAAAUACAUUAUCCGUAUAUUUUAAUAUAUUAAUACAGGAAACAUGAGAUAAACUUGUAAUUCCAAAAUCAUAUUUUAAAGGAAACAGGAUAUAGGCAUUUCUCCUGUGUCUUGUGUGCUCUUAUUCCGAUUGCAAUUGUAUAAUAUGUUGCGCAGCUAGAAUACUUCUAAUUUGUUAUUACCAAAACAGUAUUACAUUUAAUAUGUAUAAAACUUGAAAACCUGCUACGCGUAAAGAAUAUAUGUUUGCAAGGCCCAGCUUUUUCUAAAUGCACAUUGAUAUUAUUUGUCAUUCUUUCUUUAGCUUAUACUUCAGGAUUUGUAUUUCUGUGUUUUUAUUCCAGGAUAAAUUAAUCUAGUUUUUUUUUUGUUUUUAUUAUUAUUAUUAUAUAAUACACAGUAUUACUAAUAAUUGCAAUCAGUAAAAAUCUAAAUGUAAGUGGUGAGUAGAAUGAUCUUGUGUUUCUCUGAUAUGUGCCUAAUGUUUGUUCUCUGACUUACUGCAGUGAAAGUACUACAUCCUAAUUAAUGAUAGAAUUAGACACUCAAGCACAACCUUUACUUUCUCCAUUUUCUUUGUAUAAAUACUUAAACAAUACUCAAAUUAUGAUAGAAAUAUUCGACUUCCAUAUAUUGAUCAAUAAAACUAAUAUAGAAGA
This is a messenger RNA of Vespa velutina, 1916 nucleotides long. RefSeq names its product exosome complex component RRP40 (gene Rrp40). The record is from RefSeq and is a predicted model, not a curated record. NCBI's taxonomy places the organism in Eukaryota, Metazoa, Arthropoda, Insecta, Hymenoptera, Vespidae. The coding region runs from base 366 to 1076 and encodes 236 amino acids. Gene Ontology annotation, cellular component: cytoplasmic exosome (RNase complex); nuclear exosome (RNase complex). The transcript is spliced from 3 exons. Gene Ontology annotation, biological process: poly(A)-dependent snoRNA 3'-end processing; CUT catabolic process; exonucleolytic trimming to generate mature 3'-end of 5.8S rRNA from tricistronic rRNA transcript (SSU-rRNA, 5.8S rRNA, LSU-rRNA). Gene Ontology annotation, molecular function: RNA binding.